Morone saxatilis (striped sea-bass) is the source of this 2170-nucleotide messenger RNA. It is a transcript of the gene gria4a, whose product is annotated as glutamate receptor, ionotropic, AMPA 4a. Gene Ontology annotation, molecular function: AMPA glutamate receptor activity; transmitter-gated monoatomic ion channel activity involved in regulation of postsynaptic membrane potential. Bases 20 to 2170 code for a protein of 716 amino acids. Gene Ontology annotation, cellular component: AMPA glutamate receptor complex; dendritic spine; postsynaptic membrane. Gene Ontology annotation, biological process: monoatomic ion transport; modulation of chemical synaptic transmission; synaptic transmission, glutamatergic. The record is from RefSeq and is a predicted model, not a curated record. Lineage: Eukaryota; Metazoa; Chordata; Actinopteri; Moronidae. The transcript has 14 exons.
UGCAAUACUGCAGGCAAUUAUGGAGAGAGCGGGGCAGAACGGCUGGCAGGUGAGCGCUAUCUGUGUGGAGAGUUUCAAUGAGGCAGCAUACCGCCGACUCUUAGAGGACCUGGACCGACGUCAAGAGAGGAAAUAUGUCAUUGACCUGGAGCCUGAGAGACUACAGAGCAUCCUAGAACAGGCUGUCAGUGUGGGGAAACAUGUAAAAGGUUACCAUUACAUCAUAGCAAACCUGGGUUUUAAGGACAUAUCUCUGGAGAGGUUCAUGCAUGGCGGGGCCAAUGUGACUGGUUUCCAGCUGGUGGACUUCAGCAGGCCCAUCGUCAUUAAACUGAUGCAGCGCUGGAACAAACUGGAUCAGAGAGAGUAUCCUGGAUCUGAAAGUCCACCUAAGUAUACCUCAUCUCUAACGUAUGAUGGCGUCCUUGUUAUGGCCGAGGCCUUCCGCACCCUUCGCCGCCAGAAAAUUGAUAUCAGUCGCCGUGGCAACGCUGGCGACUGCCUGGCGAAUCCUGCUGCUCCCUGGAACCAAGGAAUAGAUAUGGAGCGUGCCCUCAAACAGGUGCGCAUUCAGGGCCUGACUGGGAAUAUUCAAUUUGAUCACUACGGUCGGAGGGUCAACUAUACCAUGGACGUCUUUGAACUGAAGAGCAAUGGACCACGCAAGAUUGGCUACUGGAACGACAUAGACAAGCUUGUGUUGGUCCAGAAUGAAAAUGCUCUGUCCAAUGACAGUUCAGCGAUGGAAAACCGGACAGUAGUCGUGACAACCAUCAUGGAGGGUCCCUAUGUGAUGCUGAAGAAGAACUGGGAACUUUAUGAAGGCAACGACCAGUUUGAGGGAUACUGUGUGGACUUAGCCUCAGAGAUCGCCAAACACAUUGGAAUCAAAUACAAGAUCUCUAUCGUACCGGAUGGGAAAUAUGGAGCAAGAGAUCCAGAGACGAAGAUAUGGAAUGGCAUGGUUGGAGAGCUUGUGUAUGGGAAAGCAGAAAUUGCCGUGGCCCCACUGACCAUCACUCUGGUGAGAGAAGAGGUGAUCGACUUCUCAAAGCCCUUCAUGUCUCUGGGAAUCUCCAUCAUGAUCAAGAAGCCCCAGAAGUCGAAACCGGGUGUUUUCUCUUUUCUGGACCCAUUGGCCUAUGAGAUCUGGAUGUGCAUAGUGUUCGCUUACAUUGGAGUCAGUGUUGUGCUGUUUUUGGUGAGUCGCUUCAGCCCAUACGAGUGGCAUGCAGAGGAACCAGAGGAGGGAACAACAGAGCUGGGUCCCACUGACCAACCUCCCAAUGAGUUUGGCAUCUUUAACUCCCUCUGGUUCUCACUGGGAGCUUUCAUGCAACAGGGCUGCGACAUCUCACCACGGUCUCUGUCUGGACGUAUUGUUGGAGGUGUGUGGUGGUUCUUCACCCUUAUUAUCAUCUCCUCUUACACAGCCAACCUGGCUGCUUUCCUCACUGUGGAGAGGAUGGUGUCACCCAUAGAGAGUGCAGAGGACUUGGCCAAACAGACAGAGAUAGCCUAUGGGACACUGGACUCAGGCUCUACUAAGGAGUUCUUCAGGAGGUCCAAAAUAGCCGUAUACGAGAAGAUGUGGUCGUACAUGAAGUCUGCCGAACCGACUGUCUUCACCAAAACCACAGCAGAGGGUGUUGCGAGGGUCCGCAAGUCCAAGGGGAAGUACGCCUUCCUCCUGGAGUCCACCAUGAACGAAUACACUGAGCAGCGCAAGCCUUGUGACACCAUGAAAGUCGGGGGGAACCUGGACUCCAAAGGAUAUGGAAUUGCUACACCGAAAGGCUCACAGUUAAGAACCCCGGUAAACCUUGCAGUUUUGAAACUGAGCGAAGCAGGCGUCUUAGACAAACUGAAAAACAAAUGGUGGUAUGACAAGGGAGAGUGUGGACCCAAGGACUCUGGAAGUAAGGACAAGUCAUCCCAGGCUCUGAGCCUGUCUAACGUGGCCGGGGUCUUCUACAUCCUUGUGGGCGGCCUGGGCCUGGCCAUGCUGGUGGCCCUGGUCGAGUUCUGCUACAAGUCACGGGCCGAAGCCAAGCGCAUGAAGGUGGACCUUAGCCCCCCCCACUGCCCCAGCCCCUCCCCCAGCACCCAGAAUCUAGCCACUUAUAGGGAGGGGUACAACGUGUACGGCUCCGAGGGGGUCAAGAUAUAG